Messenger RNA from Suricata suricatta (meerkat), 3034 nucleotides. RefSeq names its product calmin (gene CLMN). Gene Ontology annotation, molecular function: actin filament binding. The record is from RefSeq and is a predicted model, not a curated record. NCBI's taxonomy places the organism in Eukaryota, Metazoa, Chordata, Mammalia, Carnivora, Herpestidae. Gene Ontology annotation, cellular component: nuclear outer membrane; cytoplasm; meiotic nuclear membrane microtubule tethering complex. Gene Ontology annotation, biological process: nuclear migration; negative regulation of cell population proliferation. The transcript is spliced from 13 exons. Bases 150 to 2984 code for a protein of 944 amino acids.
UCAAGGUCCCGGAAGAUCCAGUGUCUGUUGAGAGGGAAAAUGUGCAGAAGAGAACCUUUACUCGAUGGGUCAACCUGCAUCUAGAGAAGUGCGACCCACCCCUAGAAGUUAAGGAUUUAUUCGUUGAUAUUCAAGAUGGCAAAAUCCUAAUGGCUUUGUUAGAAGUCCUGUCUGGGCGGAGUCUGCUGCACGAGUACAAAUCCUCCUCUCACCGCAUUUUCCGGUUGAACAAUAUAGCGAAAGCACUUAAGUUUUUGGAAGAUAGCAAUGUAAAACUGGUUAGCAUCGACGCAGCGGAAAUAGCGGACGGCAACCCCUCAUUGGUUCUUGGGCUAAUAUGGAACAUUAUUCUCUUCUUCCAGAUUAAGGAGCUCACAGGCAAUCUGAGCAGGAACUCUCCAUCUUCCAGCCUGUCACCUGGCUCGGCGGGCACAGAUUCAGACUCUUCCUUCCCACCCACGCCCACCGUGGAGAGAAGCGUGGCGAUAUCAGUGAAGGAUCAGAGGAAGGCCAUCAGGACCCUGCUGGCAUGGGUGCAGAGGAGAACGAGGAAGUAUGGGGUGGCGGUGCAGGACUUCGCGGGCAGCUGGAGGAGCGGGAUGGCGUUCCUGGCCGUCAUCAAGGCCAUCGACCCCAGCCUGGUGGACAUGAAGCAGGCCCUGGAGGACUCCAUGCGGGAGAACCUGGAGAAGGCCUUCCGCAUCGCGCACGAGGCUCUUCACAUCCCCAGGCUGCUGGAGCCCGAAGACAUCAUGGUUGACACACCGGAUGAGCAGUCCAUCGUGACUUACGUGGCACAGUUUCUGGAACAUUUCCCGGACUUGGAAGCUGAGGAUUUCGUGGAUUCGGAUAAAGAAGCCCCUAUCGAAUCCACCUUUGUCCGCAUCAGAGAAACCCCUUCUGAACAGGAGAGCACAGUCUUCCUUCUGACUGAAGAUGGGGAGCGAGCCUACACUAUCAACCAUGAAGCCAGCCAGCCACCACCCUCCAAAGUCUUCGUCUGUGACAAGUCCGAGAGCGCAAAAGAGUGCUUCCUGGGUGGUGUGCCCAGCCGGCUGCUGUCAGACAGCUCUACCGAGUUCAUGCACCAGAUCAUCGACCAGGCCCUCCUAGGGGUCCCAGGGAAGUCUGGCAGCACCAGUGAGCCGUCUCCAGAAUCUUCCAUCUUAUCAUCCAGAAAGGACAACCAGAGGUCCAACUCUUUGCCCAUCAAGAAGACCGUGCACUUUGAGGCGGACACUUUCAAGGACGCUUCCUGCAGUAAAGACCCUUUCUAUGGUCAAGACCUGUGCUUUGAAGGGAGCCUGAGAGGGACAAAGGAUUCGUUGUCAAAGCAGGAUGGGGACAUCCUGGCAGUUGAGAUCGCGGAGGAAAAGCCAAAGCAGGAAGCCCCAAAGAUUUCGGAAGCAGCCUCUGAUGAGUCCCCAGGUGACGAGUCUUCGGUGGACGGUGAGAUCAGUCAUUUGCAGGCUUCCGAGAGUUGUCCCUCGUGGAAUGGGGUGCUGGAGGGUGUAGCCGAUGGAGGGAAGGAGAGUCGUCCCCUGUCGCCCCUCGGGGACAACACAGUUAUGGCCGAUUCCAUGGAAAUCAAGGUCAAGCUGCUGACCGUAGAAGCGAUGGGUGAGGAAGACUAUUUUGAAGGCGUACCUUUAAAAGCCUCUAAGUUCAACAGUGACCAAAGAGAUUUUGCCUUGACCAGCCAGGCCCUCAGUGAGGGUCCUCUGCCUCCUGAGAAGAAACCUGUCGAGGAAGAGGUUUUGGAAAAUCAUGCUGAGAAAUUAGGGAAGAGGAAAAGUAAAUCCACGCACCAGAGGAAAGACUCAGAUGAGUCCCCAGAGAGGCUGGACAAGCAGGAACCUCGCCAGGACCCUGGGCAAGAAGUCCAAGGCGGUUCUUUGGCCCCCGAGGAGGCGCCGGUGGAUAGAAAGCCGGAAGUGUAUGAGAAGCCCAAACACAAGUCCACGUGGCACCAUUGGGGGGAAGACGAGGGGGAAGAUGAGGGGCCGCAGUGGCUGGAUAGGGAGCUGCCCUCCAACCCCCCGAACAGCAGCGUCAGCCUGGAGACCCUGCGCAGCCACAGCGAGGAAGGUGUGGACUUCAUGCCCUCCCCGCCCCUGUCCAAGGUGUCCGUCAUUCCCCACGACCUCUUCUACUACCCACACUACGAGGUGCCCCUGGCUGCCGUGUUGGAGGCUUAUGCGGAAGGCUUGGAGGAUUUGAAAAUCGAGGACCUGGAUGUGGAGGAGCCAGAGGACUAUCUGCGUGCCCUGGGGCCCGGGGACAAGGCCGAGGAGGCCGAGGUCUCUUGGGACAGCCAUAGAUUCCCGGGGCUGGGCGAGAACGUCCCCAAGGCCACCGUCCCCACCCCGAGUACCGACAGAGAUGCCGAGGGCACCAGACCAGCCUUGGAGCCCACACCCCCAUCCCCACUGGAAGACCACCAGCAAGAGGAGGCUGCAGAGGGUGGUCCUGGGGAGAGCCAUCAGUCCCAGGAAUUUGCAAACUUGGGAAACUUAGCAAACUCUUUAGAAGAAAAGGUAAUGGGAGAAUCAACCAGCAGUAAAAAGAAGGAAAAAAGGAAGCACAUGGACCACGUAGAAAGUUCAACAUUUAUAGCACCGGGCAUCGUCCGAUCCUCAGAUGACCUGGAAGAAGACACUGCUGACCACGGAGUCCUCCCCAGGACUAGUCACAGCGACUCCAGCAUUUACAUUCGACGACAUGCUAACAGGUCUUUGGAACCGGAUCCUUUUAGCUACGUUCAAUUGAGGAACGCAGCAGAUCUGGAUGACAGAAGAAACCGAACGUUAACCAGGAAGGCCAACGACUCUGGCGAAGCCGUGUCGCAGGAGAGCCAGAGCCCACAGAGCGACUCUCUGACGCAGUUUGUCCAGCAGCCGGAUAUGAUGUAUUUUAUCCUCUUCCUCUGGCUCCUGGUUUAUUGCCUCCUGCUCUUCCCACAGCUGGACAUCACCAGACUCUGAUGCGUGCGUCUGCACAAUAAAAACGCCAGGUUCCUGACCAGGGGGCGGGA